Drosophila miranda is the source of this 3009-nucleotide messenger RNA. RefSeq names its product transcription elongation factor B polypeptide 3 (gene EloA). The record is from RefSeq and is a predicted model, not a curated record. Gene Ontology annotation, cellular component: elongin complex; nucleus. Lineage: Eukaryota; Metazoa; Arthropoda; Insecta; Diptera; Drosophilidae. Gene Ontology annotation, biological process: transcription elongation by RNA polymerase II. The transcript has 8 exons. The coding region runs from base 348 to 2447 and encodes 699 amino acids.
UGCUAGAAAACGCCACACAGUUUUUCAUUACAUUGCAAAGUCGGGGAAAAAAAAGAAAUAGGAAACAAAAAUUUCAAUGUACUUAAAGAUAUAGCAGAGUCGCCCCAAGCCGCCUCGCUACAGGAGGCCCCUUUUUGUGUGUGAUUCGUUUGCUCGUGGUCGUGUCCUUGUGUUUGGUUUUUGGUGUUUUAGUACCCUUUGCAAAUAACCAUUGACGAAGCUGCUUGCGUGCCAUUUUUUUUGUUGGGUCUAAAAAAGUUGUCUGGCGCAAGAAAGCAUAAGCGAAAAGAAAAGUGAAUACGCAAUAAUCCGGGAGCCAGCGGCAGCUCGGUUUGGUCCUCUCGGCAAUGACGUCCACAAACAAUCUGGUCGAUGUUGUGCGUCACUACCAGCGGAGCAUAGAGAAGCAUGGCGAGGACGAGAAGAGGCUCAUGCACUGCAUCACAAAGCUGUUCAAUUUGCCCAUCAAAUUCGAGCACCUGCAGGAGACAGGAAUCGGGAAGACGGUGAAUGCCCUGCGAAAAUUCAACGGCGAGGUUGGAGUGGCCGCCCGCACUCUAGUCACACGAUGGAAGGCCAUGGUGGCCGCCGAGGAGGAGCCGGCCGAGCCAACGCCAUCGGUAAUAGGAACUACUAGCCACGAGGAGGAUUCGGGCAAAUCGAAUGGGCGAAGGUCCAGUGAGGAUGAGCAGGAGCAGGAGUAUAAAGGCAGCAAUUCAUCCAGCGGCGGCGAGGACGGACACAGCAGCAGCAAGCGAAAGUCCGGGCACGACGACAGCAGCUCCAAGAACAAGUCUGAGAGGAGCAGCAGCAGUAGGCAUCACUCGAAGAGCUCAAAGUCGGACAAAGAAUCGGACAAGAAACACAAGAGCAGCCGCCAUGAUAGGUCCAGGGAUAAGGACAAGGAUAAGGAACGAGAGAGCCGCAAGGAGUCCAAGGAGCACAGGGACAAGAAAUCGAAUGGCGAACACAAGACUAAGGACUCGUCCUCCCCAAACAAGUCAAGCAGCAGCAGCAGCCACAGAAGCAGCACUAGCCAACACACCAGCAAGGCCGAGAGUCACAAAAGCGACAAAGAACACCGCAAAUCAAAGCAUGAAAAGAGCAUCAAAGAGGAUAAACCUCAGCACAUCGAUCAAAAGACGUCGAAGGAGAAAUCGGAUGUACACAAAUCAUCUUCCUCAUCGUCCAAAUCAUCAAAAUCAUCCAAAUCAUCCAAGCGACACCGCAGCCCCCAGCGGCAGGAAGAGGAGCUCGCCCACAAGCCCAAAAUAGCGAAAAGCAUAACGACCAAAGAGGCAACCGGUCAAGAGGACUCCGUGGAUGGCUUCGAUUCCAGCAUGGGAGCCAAUUUCGAUGACGUUCUCGGCAUGCUUAACAUGCCCAUGAGCAGCAGCAAGAAGAACAGCAGCAGCAGAGCGAAGCAUGUGGCCAAGCCACAUACAACAGCCUCCACAUCCUCCACAUCAACAUCAUCAACGGCCCCAUCAGCAGCAGCAGCUGUGGCGCCAUCCUUCAGGGAGGCUACCUCCAGCAGCAGCCGACCCGUCACAACCAAAAAACCCGAACUACUGGCCUCCACCGCGAAGCUGGAGCCUCUGGAUCCGAGCAUUGCCCUCGAGCUGCCUACCAUUUCGAACAACUACAAACCCUUGCCCCUAAAUCAGACAGUCAUGGAUGUGGUAUUCAACCAUGGCGGAGGCACCCACAAGCCCUCAGCCGCUCGCUACUUCAACGAGUCUGAGGCUCUGGCCGCAGGCAUUUCCUCAAAGACAAUGCGCACUAAGAUCUACUCAGGUGUGAGGACUGGCCAAAUCCUGCAGGUGGCCUCACUUUUUGAUCUGUGUACGCGAGUCCUCCAGAAGAACAUCGAUGCCUUGGAGUACACUGGUGGGGUGCCUUUUGAAGUGCUUCGACCUGUUCUGGAGCGGGCAACACCCCAGCAACUGUUAAACUUCGAGGAGUACAAUCCGUAUCUAAUGGACGACACCGAUGUCCUAUGGCAGAUGCAUGUGACGCGCAACUGUCGCAGCCAGCGGCGUGAGGAGAUGGAGACGUGGCGUGAAAUGUACUUGCGCUGUCAGGAGGAGAAGGAUCGCAAGCUCAGCAUACUCGCGGAGAGCAUCAAGGCCUCGCAGAGAAUUAGCGAGGCUCCUGUGCGCAAAACUCAGUUGGCAUUCGUGGACUCGAUGGUGAAGCCACCGCGCAGCGUUCAACGCAAGCAGGAGCAGUACGGCACCAGGGGCAAACUGAUAGCUACGCCAGCCGCACGAGUGGCGGCACUCUCCAGUGUGACGCCCAAUGCCGCCAAGGUGGGCGAUGCCCGACUGCGCGUACUGGGGGCAGGUCGUGACACCGCGCAAAUAGCUGUGGCUCCGAUGCGACCCAAGAAGGCUCCUCUGAUGGCCAAGACCUUGCAGUUUAUGCGCGGUCGCCACAAGAGAUAGGGGGAGGGAAAUUAAGGGUCAGUCAAUAGAAUGUUAUAUGCGUUUACUCGUUAUAGUUACAAUCAAUCUUAUACUCAACAAAACCACAAAAGCACCUACGAACUGUAUCGCAGCGGCUGCAGUCGGACCUCUGGCCAGCUCGUUCCCUUUAGAAAGGGGAGAGUGUUGCCCAAAACGCGCUGAGAGAUCCGAUUGCGGCGGCACGCAUCAAUCGGUACCGCCCUGCUUAUUAUUUAUUCAUGUUCUAUCCCCAUAACCCACAUAUUCAUUAUAUUUUACUAGAGUUUUUAAGUCCUUAGCGAUUGUAAGUCAGCGUUUUUUGUUGGAGAGAUUGAAUUAUGUUCAGGUUAAUAGUUGGAUCUUUCUAAACUCAAUUACCAAUUUAGAUUUAAAUGCAUUCGAGAAUUAAGUUCCAAAUUUCAUUUGUCCCAGAGGGCUGUGCGAGUGUCGAAAGUCAAGGAGAGGUAGUGGUUCCAGGCAGAUUCAGACUCAGAUUGCAUGUACAUAUAGUAUAUACAUAUGUUAUUCCCACAUAAUCGAAAUUUAAAACCUAUUGCUAUAA